AUGGAACCACAGCAAGAAUUAGAGUGGAUGAAAGCUCAGAACAUUGCAGUAAGUGUGGACCUUGAAGCCGCCGCGAAAAAGCAGCUUCAGUUCCUUGCAGCUGUAGAUAGGAAUCGUCACCUCUAUGAUGGUUCUGCUCUUGACAGGGCAAUCUAUAGGUACAAUGCUUGUUGGCUUCCCUUGCUCGCGAAACAUUCUCAGUCUCGGAUCUUUGAAGGGCCUUUGGUAGUUCCUCUUGACUGUGAAUGGGUUUGGCACUGUCACAAGCUCAACCCGGUAAGAUACAAGUCUGACUGUGAGGAACUUUACGGUCGGAUACUCGACAACUUUGGUGUUGUCUCCACUGUUGAAGGAGUUUGUAGCAGGCAAACUGAAGAAAUAUGGAAUAAAAUGUAUCCUAAUGAGCCCUACAAUGUUGAUUUGACUAACCUUCUUCCAGAGGAUAUCUCUGAAAGGAUUUCAAGUCUUGCAAAAUACACCAAAUAUGAUCUGGUUUCAGCUGCCAAGAGGCAGAGUCCAUUCUUUUACCAGGUAUCAAGACUCCACAUGAAAAAUGAUCUGUUUAUCAGGGAAGCCGUGGCCAGGUACAAAGGCUUCCUGUAUCUUAUCAAGAGCAACAAGGAGAAGGGUAUCAAGCGCUUCUGUGUUCCGACUUAUGACAUUGACCUAAUCUGGCACUCUCACCAGUUGCAUCCAGCUUCUUAUUGUAAAGACCUCAACGAAGCACUUGGAAAAGUACUGGAACAUGAUGAUACAGACUCAGACAGAACUAAAGGAAAGAAACUGGAUACUGGUUUUUCUGGAACAACAAAACAGUGGGAAAACACAUUUGGUACAAGAUAUUGGAAGUCUGGAGCAAUGUAUAGGGGUAAUGCUCCAUCUCCUAUCACAAGUAGCCCUUAUUCAUCUACCAUGAUUCGCAAGAAGGUUGUUCCUUCAGAUGAAAAUCCACAUGAAAAUUUGCUACAAGAUCGGAAAAUCGUGGAGGUUCUGUUAGAGUUUGUUGGGGUUAAAAACUUACCCGAGGGACAAGAAAGAGGUCUUCAUGUCAUAUUUUCCAAAUCACAGCCUGAUGCAUUUCUUAAUGCUAAAAGGAGACUAAGUAUUUUGUCGGAAUCUAAAGAAAAACGAGUUGCAUCAUUCCAGUGUGAGCCUACAGGGGAGCUACAUUUUGAGCUAAUGUCACAUUCUUCUUCUAGCUUAGCAAUUAGAAGAUCAGCAAAGACAUUGGGAUCUGCUUCAUUCUUCAUGAAAGACUAUCUAGACCCAGUUUCACAACUCUCUGUUGAGAAAUGGUUGGAGUUGGUGCCAAGUUCUGGUACAAUUAACUCAAAACCAAUCAUGUUAAGAGUAGCCAUCUCCUUUACUGUCCCAGUUUCUGCUCCAUAUGUGCUUGAAAUGACUCGGUCAUCCCCAUUUUCGAAAAAUGCAUGUUUCUUCAAUCUUCCUGUUAGGGCUCGCCAUGCCAAGAGCUGGACUCAUGCCACAGAUGAAACUGGCACCACAUUCAUAAGCCUUCUAAUGAGGGAUUUGAAGGACUCAGAAAACACAGGAAGUAUAGGAAAGGAGGUUGUUGGCCUCAUGAAUUCUGGUGAAACUCGAGUUCUGGCUAACUCAAUGGAAGAUGGAUGGUCUGUUAUGAACAACCUCUGGUUGUUUAAGAAAAUAAAAAAUGAUGGUCAUCUCUUUGAGCUUACUGGCUCCACGAUGGUGAAGCUCUUCCCAGGAAGAAAGCUAGACUAUGAAGCUAGGCACCAUGGGAAACAAGCAAAUGAAACGGGCUUGUUAACCGCAGUCGAAUUCUCCACAGAAGAUCCUUAUGGCAAAGCAGUAGCAUUGCUUGACUUGAGAUCAAGAAUUGUCAUGGCUAAGGAAAAGUGGAUGGUGUUGCCUGGGAUCAUAUUGGCUUUCAUUGCUUCUAACAUGAUGAAGAAAGAAGGGUUUGAAGGCAUCAUUGCUAAGAGUAAAGAUCUGAAGGUGAAUGGUUCAGAUGAGGCAAAAGAUAAGAUAGAACUGAAGGGAGUGGACUCAAACAUCAAUAAUGUGUCAAGUGGAAAUGCUGCAGGGUUGACAAAAAAGCUUGGAGGCUCAGCUGGAGGCUUUGGGAACAAUGAAGUAAAGAGUGGUGGCUGUGGAGGCUGCGGUGCUGGUGCUUGUGGUGGAGGGUGUGGAAAUAUGGUUAGAAGUGGUGGUGGAUGUGGUUCUGGUUGUGGCGGAGGCUGCGGAGGAGGGGUGGUUUAAUGGACAGUAAUAAGGCAGUGGCUGCAUGAACAUGAAGCCUGCUUUGGUGAUUUGUGAAUAUCAGCUUUUAAUUUCUGUAAUUAGCACUAUUAAUCUCUGGUUAAAUAAACAU
Messenger RNA from Arachis ipaensis, 2353 nucleotides. Its product is annotated as glycine-rich domain-containing protein 1. NCBI's taxonomy places the organism in Eukaryota, Viridiplantae, Streptophyta, Magnoliopsida, Fabales, Fabaceae. The record is from RefSeq and is a predicted model, not a curated record.